Messenger RNA from Pogona vitticeps (central bearded dragon), 2349 nucleotides. NCBI's taxonomy places the organism in Eukaryota, Metazoa, Chordata, Lepidosauria, Squamata, Agamidae. The record is from RefSeq and is a predicted model, not a curated record.
AUGAAUCGUGUGCACUGGACUCAGCACCUGCCUCUUACCUGUGACCCUGCAGCAUGGCUGAAUUCUGAAACGCUCCUCCCACGGCUCACCAUUGAGAACUUGAGCAAGUGGGCUUUCUACAAAGACCAGGAUCUUGCUAAGUCUCCUAGGUCAAAAAAAGCAUUGCAAGGAAGAUGGGAGGCAGAAGAUGCUAGUGAAGAUAUCCUUGAGAAGGACAUGGCACACAAACAGGUAUAUAAAGAUGAGGAUCGCUAUAUGGAACUUGAGAAGACCUACAUUGGGAACAUCUUGAUCUCUGUCAAUCCUUUCCAACCUCUCAGUAUUUAUUCAAGUGAUGUGAUGAUCCAGUAUCAGAAAGGGCUGUUCUCCAGAAAUGCACCACACAUCUUUGCCGUCACAGAACUGGCAUAUGCCUUCUCACAGAGCUCGGAGAAAGAUCAGUGCAUUGUCAUCAGUGGACACAGUGGUUCAGGGAAGACAGAAGCUGCCAAAGCUAUUAUCCUGUACUUGUCCAGGCUAUACCAAAGGCAAGAAGGUCCUGGGAAAAAACAACCCUAUGAUGUGCUACCCAUCCUAGAAAGUUUUGGAAAUGCCAAGACUAUCCUAAAUGACAAUUCCAGCCGCUUUGGGAAAUUCUUGCAUGUCCACCUGAGACAUGGACUCAUGGUGGGCACCUCUAUCUCACACUAUCUUUUGGAAGAGUGUAGAGUUGUUUUUCAGAGUCCUGGUGAAAGGAGCUUCCAUGUAUUUUAUGAGUUUCUGGCUGGGCUGCCCACAGAGCAGAAAGAAAAACUUUAUCUGCAGGAGUCAGAAACGUACUUUUAUCUCAAUCAGGGCAGAGUAUGUGAGCUUCCAGGAAAGCAAGAUGAUCUAGACUUUCUCGUCUUGAUGAAGGCUCUCCAGAUGAUAGACCUCUCUGAUGACCAGCUGACCUCUAUCUGGAGGGUGCUUGCUGGCAUUCUGCAGCUGGGAAACAUUUGCUUUACUUCUUGCGAGAAAGAGUCCUUUGAGUUUGCUGUCAUCCCUAGUGAAACGGAAAUCCAGAUUAUUGCCAAUUUGCUGCACAUUUCAGCAGAUCUCCUUCAAAGAGCCAUCACCCACCGUGUCACUGAAACUUGUUAUGACCGGAUAUUCACCCCAUUGUCAGUAGAAAGUGCGAUAGAUGCCAGGGAUGCUAUAGCCAAGAUUCUGUAUUCCUUGCUCUUUGAUUGGCUGCUUAUGAAAGUCAACGAGUGGAUGGCUCCAUUGGAGAUGGACAGUACUGUUGGCAUUUUAGACAUACAUGGCUUUGAGGAUCUUGGGGUAAACAGUCUGGAGCAGCUGUGCAUUAACUUUGGCAAUGAGCAUCUCCAACACUUCUUCAGUCAGAGAGUCAUCGCCCAAGAAGAGGAGGAGUAUGUGCAAGAAGGCCUACGGUGGAGCCCUAUGUUGAAGAUGGCUGUGGACCCUUCCUGCCUGGACCUGAUAGCGGCAAAGCCCUAUGGGAUCCUGCAUGUCCUGGAGGAUCAGACGUCACUGAUGCAGGCCACAGACCACACUUUCCUGCAGAAGUGCCAUUACCACCACGGAAACAGUCCUUGCUAUCUCAAGCCCAAGCUGCCUCUGCCUGUUUUCACUGUGCUACAUCAUGCAGGACCAGUGACUUACCAGGUGCACAAAUUUCUUAAUAAAAACCAAGACCAGUUACGCCCGGAAGUCCUGGAAAUUUUCUCCCACAGCCAUCUCAAGCUAGUGUCCAGCCUUUUCCAGAGAUUCAAGGAACAGCAGACUGAACAGAGAGGGCCAGGUACCAGACGGCAAGGACUGAAACAUCAAAAUUCUACCUUAGUAUCUAGAUUCCAGGAAUCCUUGCAAGAUCUCACUGGUCAGCUAGACAGGAGCCACAUUUUCUUUGUCCGGUGCCUCAAGCCUAAUUCCAAGAAGGUGCCAGACGUCUUUGAUACGGAGUAUGGAGUCCUGGCUGGCCGAGGACAGAGUGGCUUGCCUGAGAGAGAGGGCUGCGCUGCAGUGCUUUCACGUGCGGUGGGAGACCUGUCGGAUCUCUAUCAGAUUGGAGCCAGCAAGGUGUUCUUGAAAGAGAAAGCCAGGCGGAUGUUAGAGAGGCGAUGGAACCAAAAACUGAGCUGGGCCAUUGUUACCCUUCAGCGCAAUCUGCGAGGCCUCAUUAAUCGCAGGCGGUUCCAGGUCUUCCAGAAGAAGGUCACAGUCAUUCAGGCUUAUUUCCGGGGCCACCUGGCAAGGAAACGCUACCAAAGACUGAAGAGGACCUUGGUGCAAUUCAGGGUGGCCAUGCUCAUCUCUAGGCCACUGAUUCAUAGAAGGAGGCAUUACUACCAGAUAGAAUAUUAG